Molecule: messenger RNA, 444 nt
Organism: Drosophila kikkawai
Lineage: Eukaryota; Metazoa; Arthropoda; Insecta; Diptera; Drosophilidae
Product: spore coat protein SP96
Source: RefSeq, a predicted model, not a curated record
AUGAGAGCAGCCACCAUCUUCUCCGUGAUCUUCGUCCUGGCAGCUUGCCUGCUGAGGAGUAGCGAUGCGGUUACCUGCACCGCUGAUGCCAGCGUUGCCAACUGCAUCGACUGCACCGAUUCCGCCAACACUUCGAAUGCGGAAUGUGUGGCAGAGGCAGAGGCAGCGGCCACCACCACAACGGUGGCUCCUACAACAACAGUGGCCGCAACGGAGGCGACUACUACGGCUACGGCCACCACAGUUGCGAGCACCGCCACCGGGGGCAAUCGUAAAAGGGUCCGAGUGACCAACAUGCGAUUUGCAGUCACACGCCGCAUUCGCAUCUUUCGCAACAGGAGCACCACGGCGCGUACCACCAGCACAAGGAACCGGAACACCGUGAGGAGGGUCAACGUGAGGAACCGCAGGGGCAAUGGCAAUGUUCGCGUCAUAGUGGGCUAG